Molecule: messenger RNA, 486 nt
Organism: Vicia faba (fava bean)
Lineage: Eukaryota; Viridiplantae; Streptophyta; Magnoliopsida; Fabales; Fabaceae
Source: the annotation of a GenBank genome assembly
AUGGAGAAUAAAGUUUUGAAGAGAAGUGAAGCGGAAGAAGAGAUAUUCAGUGAUGAAUCAAUCAGAAGUCGGAUAAUUUUUUUCCUUCCCCUCAAAGACGCUGUUAGAACUAUUACCAUACAACAAAAAUGUUCUUUAUGCUAUAAACAAUGCCUAAGAUUUUGCUUUGAGUAUGUUAAGUCUAAGUUGACGCUUUGUUCUGACUGCCAUGAGCACAAGAAACCUGCCGACAUUGCGAGCAAUCCACAUUGCGAGCACAUGUUUUCUAUAGAUUGGCCGGCCAACAGGAAAACACUUCUUGGUGCAAGAGCAAGAGAUUUUGUUAAUUUUGUUUCCAGAACAUUGCUUCUCAUUGACAACAAUAGAUCAAGCAGGCCAUUAGAAAAGUAUUCUAUAGUGAUCAACAACAAGUGGGAGGACGAGCUUCUAAAUACUUGGAUAUCAAGCAUCCUUAAUGGAAUGGUAAAAGAACUCAAAAUCCAUUGA